AUGGGGGCUAUUCGGAAAUCAUUUGCCUUACUCGGAUGGGCAGCUGCAUUCGCUACUUGUGUAAGCGGCUCGUCCAAGAAAGUAUAUGAGCCGACAGAUGCCAUUCAGUCCAUCAUCCAACGCGCUGCAGCCGACUCAAUCGACCUUGGGGCUGUUCCGGGCCUGGAUCUGUCUUCUACACUUGAAAGUAUAGCCUCUACGUACGCCGAUGCCACCACGACAAAGGUCUCAGCGCGAGCUAUCUCGAAUCUCACUGGACUUAUCGACGUCCAUGCGCAUUGCGUACCAGAUUGGUACCGUGCAAUCGUCCCUAGAACCGGCGGGAAUCCAACGCCCUCAUGGAACGUAACUGGACACCUCGACUUCAUGGCAAGCCAAAGCAUUUCUCAAGCCGUUCUGGCCUUCUCAGCGCCUGGCGCCAAUGUAUAUCCCGGAAACCAGGCCGCCACAAUUGCGCUUGCACGACUGAUCAACGAACAAUCUGCAGCAUUUGCUCAGGCCUACCCAAAUAAAUUCACAUUCUACGCUGUCGUCCCGUUGCCGUACACCCCAAACGCAAUCGCCGAAGCUACAUACGCGCUCGACACUUUGGGCGCUGCUGGUAUCGCGCUCUAUUCGAACUUCGAAGGACGUUAUCUCGGUGAUGCUGCUUUUAAGCCUUUCUUCGAGGCCAUGAAUGCGCGUGGGAGCAAUCAAAUCAUAUACGUGCACCCUACAACACCGUAUAUACGCCUCAACGGCACAUUGAUCGAGGCAAAUCCUACUGUAUAUCCUACAGGAAACAUUGAAUUUUACUUUGAGACUGCGCGUAUGCUGGGCGAUCUUGCCGUAACACAGACCUUGCUGAACUUCACCAACAUCAACUACAUCAUUCCGCACGUCGGCGGCGCCUUUCCUUCAGUCACCGAUCGGCUCUUGAAAUCCUUCCCCGCGAUUUACGAUCGCACCAUGGAUGUCCUGAAGAUGCGCUUUUUCUGGGAUUCUGCGGGUCCAACGUACUUUCACCAGGUUGGGGGCUUGCUGGCUUAUGAUAUUCCGACGACAAAUCUCUUUUUUGGCACGGAUUUCCCGUAUGCCCCGAUUUUCACGUAUGGUCCGUCGUUGGUUGGUAUUCAGACCUCGCCGUUUGUCACGGAUGCCGAGAGGCUUGGGAUAUUUGCUAGCAAUGCACGAAGAUUGUUUGGUGACCGUAUUCCAUUGUAG
This is a messenger RNA of Bipolaris maydis ATCC 48331, 1203 nucleotides long. RefSeq lists its product as uncharacterized. NCBI's taxonomy places the organism in Eukaryota, Fungi, Ascomycota, Dothideomycetes, Pleosporales, Pleosporaceae. Gene Ontology annotation, cellular component: cytoplasm; cytosol. The record is from RefSeq and is a predicted model, not a curated record. Gene Ontology annotation, biological process: secondary metabolic process. Gene Ontology annotation, molecular function: hydrolase activity; carboxy-lyase activity.